AUGAAGCCUUCAACUGCUUCUGCUUCUAAACCCUCUUUCUUAUGUGCUUCUGCUUCUGAUUUUGAACUUUCAUACUCAAGUGCGUUUGCUUCAGCUGAUAAUCUCUCUGAUAUUUUUUCAAACCUUCAGGUGGACAAUACUUCAGGUUUUUCUUUUUCUUCUUCUUCUUUAGCUGCACGUCCAUUGUAUUCGGAUAGCAUCUGGGUCGCUGAUAGUUUCAAUAAUGGCGGAUGUGGCUGCUAUUUUAAUCCUGGAGGUUGCUCUUCUUCUUCCUCUUCAAUCAACAACUUCCCAGCUGCGAGUUGUUUUUUUCCCCAAACGCCAUUGAUCCUGACAUCCGGCCAGGAGCGUCGAGCAAAUCCUUUUCGGAAUUCGGGUAAUAAUGUUAUAGAUCGUGGAGUUGAUGAUAUUCUUCUGAUGGCGAAAGAUGAACACGGCUCGAAGUUUCUCUGUCAAGUUUUAUUUUUCCAGAAGGAUUCCUGGAUAGUUUCCAGGGUGUUUGAGAUGGUUCUGAAGUUCACUCUAGAGGUGGUGACCAGCCAACAUGGACGUUUUGUAUUCGGAAAGUUGAUUGAAUCCUGUAACGACGAUCAACUCGGACUGAUUACAUUCAGGAUAGCUUCGGAUGAUCACUUGUUUAUUAAUGCAUCUAGGGAUAUAAACGGUUCUUCCAGUAUUAAGAAACUGAUCCGAGUGCUCGGUAAAAGCAGAACGAAUUUCCUGGAAGAAAUUAUGACCACUUUGGGAAGAAAUUUUGAGCUCUUGAUGGUUGAUAAAACAGGAUCUUCUGUAAUCUUGCUGAGUCUAGACAACAAUUAUUUCAAAAAGAAUGAUAUUGUAUAUCAAGCAGCUUUAGAACAUUGUCUCACUGUGGCGAAUCAUGAAAAAGGAUGUAUCUCAAUGAACAAGUUCAUCGAUGAGAUGAGAAGCCCGCGCAGAAAACAAAUCCUUCUUUUGAUUUCCAUGAAUGCAGCAUGCGUGGCAAAGAAUCCGUUUGGGAACUAUGUUUUGCAGCAUGUUUUAGACCUCGAGGAUCCGGAACUGAUUGAAAAAGUUUUCUCGGCGCUUAGAGGCCGGUUCAUUGAUCUAUCCAUGAGAAAAGGUGGAAGCCAUGUGGUAGAGAGAUGCCUCAAGUAUGAUAACUUUAUGCAUUAUGUAGUUGAAGAGUUUCUGGGGAGCAACCGAAUUGUGGAAGUUGCCAAUCACAGUUUUGGGAACUAUGUGGUACAAACAGCUUUGAGAGAAACAAUGAGGGUGAACAGAAGCCUCCAUGAGAGACUUGUGAUGAAGCUCAAAGAACAUCGCGGCGAUCUCCUCCAAUUUCGACACGGAAAACAUGUUUAUAAUAUGAUUUUGUAG
Pistacia vera is the source of this 1359-nucleotide messenger RNA. RefSeq names its product pumilio homolog 12-like. Gene Ontology annotation, biological process: post-transcriptional regulation of gene expression. Lineage: Eukaryota; Viridiplantae; Streptophyta; Magnoliopsida; Sapindales; Anacardiaceae. The record is from RefSeq and is a predicted model, not a curated record. The transcript has a single exon. Gene Ontology annotation, molecular function: mRNA binding. Bases 1 to 1359 code for a protein of 452 amino acids. Gene Ontology annotation, cellular component: cytoplasm.